CUCUGCACCUGGGGGCUGCGGGGUCGCGCUUCGGUUCCAUCCAUGUGCCGCCGCCCCGAAGCGUGGGAUCGGGGUGGUGGCACCGCGGUGGGCGUAAAGGACUCCUCGUGUCCUCCAGGGAGGGGUUCCAGCGCUGGGAGCGGGCGCCCGACGGGGGCACGGAGGGGUGGUCGUGGGGGCGGUCGCGUCCCCGUGUGCCGCACGGCAGCGGCUUCGGAGAGGCGCGGUGACCCCGCGUGCCGCGCCCGGCUCCGCUGCCGCGCCCCGAUGCGGAGCCCCGCGGUGCCCACGGAGGGGUGCGGGGCCGAGGGGGGCCCUCGGGGUGGUGCAGCCGAGGGGUGAGGGCCAACCCCCCUCCAGACGCAGGAAUCCGGCUCGGGUAAACAAAGCCCGGUGGGGGCAGCACCAAGAACACGCCAUGGAGCCCAGUUUGGAGGGCGCCUGAGGCCACCAGGAUGGAGGGGGGGGACACAGAGCCCCCCAACAUGAGCCUGGCCAGCCAACCACACACCUGCUUUGGGGUGGUGAACCUCAGCCUCAGCCUCAAUGUGACGCAGCCCAAAGCCAUCGCCUCGCCGUGGUUCUCCACCGCCUUCGGCCUCAUCGGGCUCUGCUCCAACCUCUUUGCUCUCUAUGUGCUGCUCAGCUCCUCCCGUCAGCUCAGCAGCCGCUCGCGCUCCUCCUUCCUCGUCUUCCUCUGCGGCUUGGUGGUGACAGACUUCAUGGGGCUGCUGGUGACCGCCGCUGUCAUCAUCCCGUACCACUUCACCAAGUUCAACUGGACCCAGGUGGACCCCGGCUGCCACCUCUGCAACUUCCUCGGCUUCUCCAUGGUGUUCUUUGGGCAGUGCCCGCUGCUCCUGGGCGCCACCAUGGCCGGCGAGAGGUUCGUGGGCAUCAACCGGCCCUUCUCACGCUCCACCUCCGUCUCCAAGCGCCGCGCGUGGGCCAUCGUGGCCACGGUGUGGGGCUUCUCCUGCGCCCUGGGGCUGCUGCCGGUGCUGGGCUUGGGGCGCUACACCCUGCAGUACCCCGGCUCCUGGUGCUUCCUCACCCUGCUGCCCGAUGCCGGCAACGUCGUCUUCUGCCUUCUCUUCGCCCUGCUGGGCGUCUGCUCCGUGCUGCUCUCCUUCGUCUUCAACACGGUCAGUGUGGUCACCUUGUGCCGCGUUUACCACGACCGCGAGUCGGUGCAGCGGCGGCGUGACAGCGAAGUGGAGAUGAUGGUGCAGCUGGUGGGCAUCAUGGUCAUCGCCACCAUCUGCUGGAUGCCGCUGCUGAUCUUCAUCAUCCAGACCUCCCUCCAGCAGCUACGGACGGGUGACCCCCUCCACGUGCUGCCGGGACAGACGCAGCAGCUGCUGCUCAUCUACAUCCGUAUGGUCACCUGGAAUCAGAUCCUGGACCCCUGGGUGUACAUCCUGUUCCGCCGCGCGGUGCUGCAGCGCCUGCACCCGGGGCUGCGCACGCGGCCCUCCCUGCUCUCCCUUUACCCCGUCCUCAACCCCUCCCUGCGCCGCAAACUCACCCAGGAGGGGCGGCUGCAGUAGUGGGGACCCCCUCCUCCUCUCCCCCCCACCCCCUUCCUCUAUUGAUUAUGGAGGUUUUGUUCUGUUCUGGUUUUAUUAUUAUUAUUAUUGUUGUUAUUUUUCACCUUGCAGCUGCAGGAGCUGAGCGCAGUGGGAGGGACGGGGUACCCAGCAGGGCAGCCAUGGAGGCGUCCCCUCCUCCCCUCUCCCCAUCCUGCUCUGUGAGCUCCUAAUAAAGCACAGCUUGUGCAGCACUGCGCGCCCCAUGGG
Molecule: messenger RNA, 1799 nt
Organism: Lagopus muta (rock ptarmigan)
Lineage: Eukaryota; Metazoa; Chordata; Aves; Galliformes; Phasianidae
Gene: TBXA2R
Product: thromboxane A2 receptor
Exons: 3
Coding region: 456-1550 (364 amino acids)
Biological process (GO): positive regulation of vasoconstriction; positive regulation of blood pressure; inflammatory response
Cellular component (GO): plasma membrane
Molecular function (GO): thromboxane A2 receptor activity
Source: RefSeq, a predicted model, not a curated record